Molecule: messenger RNA, 5450 nt
Organism: Bradysia coprophila
Lineage: Eukaryota; Metazoa; Arthropoda; Insecta; Diptera; Sciaridae
Product: lysosomal-trafficking regulator-like
Source: RefSeq, a predicted model, not a curated record
AUCCAUAAGUGACGGUGAAAAGACCAUUUAUUUAAUAAGAAACGAAAACAACGGUUUCGAAUAUUGUUUGAGUGAAAUGUCGGAUAUUGAAGGGGGUCACCUGUCGAAGCGGCACAAAGGUGCCUCGUCGAGAGGAUCAUCUGAAACACCCGUUUCGUCGGUACCAUCCGCAUCCCAUUGGCGCGAGGAACAUAAAUCAAAAUUUAAAAUCUGUUUUUCGUCGAAAACGAUCAAAUCAUCACAUUCCGAACAAUUGAAACAAUUUUUUAACAAAGAGGAAAAAGCACUACCAAAAUUUCUCGAAAAGUUUGGUACAUUUAAUAUUCACGACGACGUUCCGGCUGAUUUUGGUAGUGUCGAACGAGAUCUCGUAAAUCAGUUGAAUCAUUUUCAAACCUUCGGCACAGAGGCGGUGUCACUGGAUGUCACUAAAAAUAUUAUGAAAUUAUUCAUCGGUAAAGACCAGUUCGUUCAAUCUCAAGUGAAACUGAUGUAUGGUGUCGCUGACCUCGUAUUUACGAAACGAGUCGAAUCGUGGCUACUAAUGUUUUGUGCCGUAGGGGUAAAGGGCGCCCGUUCAGUUUACGAUGAAGAGUAUCGGGAAAAAUGUCGAACACAACUGGCGGCCUACAUAAUUUCUAUGGCCAUAGAGAAUGACAAGAAACUUCGGAUGUUCGAAAACAAACGCUUUGGCAGCCAGACAUUGUAUGGUGUGUUACAAAUUGGACUAUCGCCGUUCUUUUAUCGCACUGAGAUCACCGACUCGUACAUCGAUGCAAUUAAAUCGUUUGAAGCCGUUCCAGAUGUACAAAUUCAAGAACUCCUGCCCAACAAUCCGUACAACGAUAGAGAGCUUCUUAACAAUGCCUUGCGACCGACUUUAUUAAAGUUUUACCAGGCAUUGCUAAGCGAAGACACAUAAAAUUACACUCACGUAGUUGAAAAGUGUAUAAAACGACCACUCCAGUUGUGUUCCAAUUCUGGAGUGGUUUUGCACUUCAUGGCACACGUGCCUUCAUUCACACUCUACUUUCGACAUACUACUUCACGAGGUUCUGACCCAUUACGUGACCGUCGACAUCAUUUUGAUUAUGGCCAAUCACCCAGGCCCAGGCGUUCGAUCGUCCAUCGUCACAUUGUUGUCAAACAUCUGCAAUCGGCUUGACGAAUCCGUUCACAACAAUUGCACGAAAUCGUACAAAUCGAUUGGGGGAUCUCUCUAUCUCAUACGAGGAUUUUCGAAGAUUUUGGCGUCUAACGAUUCUCGUUUACGAGAGUUACAGAAGUCGAUUUUGGAACUCAUCACCGAAAUCAACACUGCCGAAACUCUGUCCGCUUACUUGAAUAUCCUCUCCGGAGAUAAUGCGCCAGUUGAUUUGCUACUGCCGCGGCUCGUCUAUUUGGGAAAAGCUGCCUACCAAGUUCAACCAACAUACGCCUUUCAAUUUCCUAGUAUCAACGAUGAAUCCAUCAAAUCAUCAUGUGAGCCAUUAAUACUGAAGGACAUUAAACAAAUCCACGACUACCAUGAAGUGCAUAAGCAGACAACGGCCUUUACCAAGGCAUCGUAUGUCAUACCACUGAAUUGUCUCAAUUUUUCGCCGUGGAAUUCCGAUGGAUUUACUGUAACUACGUGGAUUAAUAUGGCGCCACGGUAUGGCAAGCAUAAGGUCAGGUCGAAUAGUAGUUCGGACGAAGAAGAUCCGUUCCGUGAAAUUGUUGAAGAAAAAUCAAAACUAGAAAAGCUGCAUCUGCUAUCGGUCGGUUCCAACAAAUUGCUUUUCACCGUAUACGUGAGCCCAAGCGACAGUAGCACCGUGUUUCUUCAACUCAGCAAACCAAGCGCUCAAUAUGCUGAAAGGAAAAUUCCCAAGCUCACCCGCAGCAGUACAGAAGUAAUGCCCGAUCCAGUAUCGCCUCGAAAGAAAAGCCCAUGUCCAUGCACAUCGCAACAACGUCGUCGCAAAUCGUCCAGAGCCAUUUCACCCAUACAGGACGAAUUGGAAUCGAAGCCAUCGCAGUCAGCGCAGCGGGAAUAUGUAAAAAAUGGUAACGGUAAACAGGGAGACGACACUCUUGGACUGAAUGUCCUGUCGAGCACAUAUCAUGCCGUAAAAAGCACACACAUAGCCAUUCGCAACAGCCUCAGCCAGUUCAAUCUGUUUUCGUCUACGUCUCCCGAGGAAUAUUUUACAUCACAACUGCCGCUGGAAGUGAAGGGAUUGAAACUGGCGCACAAUCAAUGGAAACAUUUAAGCUUCUCCGUACUGUUUACUGGGUCCGAGAUGAAGGUGCGAAUAAUGGUCGACGGAUCGUUUCAACGAGACCUCAGCAUUCCGUGUUCACACCAAGUGAAAAACGAUAAAUUUCAAGUGCUGUGCGUCGGUUCCAAAUUAACAUCACCCAAGCUGGUGGAGUACAUCAACAAUGACACGACGAAAUCGAAACCGCCGGAGCUGGUGUACUCAUUGUCAAAUGUACAUCUGUUUCGAACGUGCAUCCUUGAAGCUGACGUUUUAGGAAGUUUGGUUGCUCUUGGAGCAGAUUAUAUGAGUCUUACACAGUGUCAGAUUGGCAAUGUUCUACCGAACUUCGGAUUUCUAAGUUCGAUGGCCAGUUUGUCCGGAAAUGUUGAUUUUACAAGAGCGAUGACAAUUCUCAAGGACAAUUUGACUGUCGUUUUUGACUCUAUGGAUGCGAACAUCGUGUCUGGCUUUACGAACCGUGCAAGUAAUAACUUAAGUGGUGGAGAGACCAUGGGAAUGAUCACGUUCGGCUCUGGCGCCAAUUGCUUGCAGAUCCCUUCGUUCCAAACUGCGACCUUGUUAUGUGGUGGCAUGGCCACUUUGUUGUUUUUGUUUGCGAAGGUAGUGGAGCUGUCCGAUUCCGAAUUCAUUCAAUCGUCGGCCCUAACAUUUCUGCUCAAAAUUGCUCAUUCAAAUCCCCAUUUGUACACGGAAUUCAUUCGAAAAGACUACACCAGCCUGAUUGGACCUGUCAUCCAUUCGACUGGCUGCAUCAAGGGAAUCAAUUUGCUCAAUAGUAUCCUAGAAACGGCCUGUGAUAAACCGGUUUUGACGAAACGAUCGGAUGGUUUCCAUGUGGUGGCAACGGCAAAUGCGAACAUUGUCCAUCCCAACUUACUGAUGUCGAUAAUUCAUCGCUACUCCGAUUGGCAUGUGCCGAAAAGUCAUGACUCGACCAUAUUGGCUACGCUUCUGGAAACGUUCCAGGCACUCGUCCGGGAAAAACAUCCAAGACAAGCGCAAAAUAUCCAUUGUCUCAGCAAAGCCGGACUGAUACCAGCGUUGCUCAAUUUUUGCAAAGUUCAUUUGAUCUGUGUGACGGAACCAGCGUAUUUGUCUCGCCAGGCAGCUGACUCGAUUGUCAAUUUGAUGAGUAUUUUUGCGGGUUCGCCACCCAAUCCAUCGUUGCUGGACGAUAUAAUCAAAGUGCUACUGCUGUUGCAUCGUCCCAGCGAAAGCUUCAUAACGCACGAUCGGUCGAAAUUUUACUUCUUAAUCUCGUCGAUGGUCAUGGUGAAGCAAAAACGGAUCAGUCUGCCCAUGUCAACGCGAAAAUUAAGCAUCAACAUUCGCCGCGAGAGAAAGAACACAGUUCCGAUGCGUAAGAGUCCAACCAAGGCACCAACCAUGAGAUCUGUGUCGAUGGAUCAUUCGUUGGAUCGUUCUGGCAGCUCAAUCAAUCAAUCAGUUGAUAGAUUACCGUCCACGAAUUCGGACGACCGGGAAUGUACGAGGAGAGAAAAUGAAGCGACCGUCGAAAAUGGGACAGCGAAAGAGAAUGAGGCGCCCGUCGAAAAUGGAACUCACCUCAAUAAUUCUGGAUAUCCUACCGCAGAUGGUCUCGAUGCUAUUGUCAGUUAUUCAGCGGCUGAUCGUCGAAUGAAAAAGUUAUUGAAGCCAGGUCAACCACCGGCGCUGCUGCUCAAUUCACAGUUCAAGAAACGGUCGUUCAUUAAAAAGAAUAAAAUGGGCAAGAGGUCACCGUCGAGUCUAAGCUCCCGGACAACAACAGACAGCGAGACUGAGAAAGAUGCGAGAGGAAAAGGAACUGUUGCGGAAAGCGGCGUUGAAGACGACAUGCAACUGGUGAAAGACUACGAAGUCAUUGCCAUCGAGGAUGUUCGUAAUUUGGAGGAGAAAACGAAUUUCAAAUUUCAGCGACAAGAUCUGCCCUUCGAGAAUACGCAGUACGGCAUAACUCAACUGCAGAAUGGACUUUUCAAUUUAUUAAAGGAUUUCAUACUGAUUCUGCCGGACGCAUCGAUACAGGAGGUUCUGUCCCAUUACGUGACCGUCGACAUCAUUUUGAUUAUGGCCAAUCACCAAGACCCAGGCGUUCGAUCGUCCAUCGUCAAAUUGUUGUCAAAUAUCUGUAAUCGGCUUGACGAAUCCGUUCACAACAAUUGCACGAAAUCGUACCAUUGGCAUCACCUGGCCAAUCAAAUCUCUCUGCACCAAGCCGACGUGAAUUUGGUCACAAACAUUGUUCAAUGAGUAACGUCGCGGGGAUUGACCUUGUCGCUGGAUCAAUUGGUUGCAGACAACAGUGCUCGAAUCGAAGAGAAAUGCUGGUCUGUACUCGUUGAUCGCUAUUCUGCCGCAAUGCAUUCAUGAUUUGAAUCUGACGCAAAAUGUGUUCACAUUCAUGGACAAAUUGUAUGCGCACGAAGCGGUUUAUGAUCGUCAUUGGAAUUCUACCGUAGGCCGCAACAAAGUUCUUUUCCACAUGGGGACAACAAGUCCACGGGUGCUGGGUAGCAUUCAAAGUCUAAUGGCAACGAUCACCUACAAGUCACUCGCAUCCAAUGGGAACAUAAGAGUGAGUGGAACAGAGACACCUUCCUUUCAAAAUUGUUUUCACUUCGAUUCACUCAGGUCGUUUGGGAUUUAUUGAAUGGCCUCUCGUUUAUGGAAGAAAGUGAAAACCUAACGGUCCAACGUUGCCUCAGAUCCACACAGGCUGUUAUAUUAAGUAAACUGCUGGAAUCGUUUUUUCGACAUGGACAUCGACAUCGAUUACGAACUGAUGGAGCAUACGCCCGUUGAUAAUCAAACGAUUUUGCCGUGCAAAGAGACUGACCGCAAAAUGUCGGUGGAAAAACCAACGAAAACGAUGAGUCCGGCUGCAAGUAAGGAAACAAUUUGCAACGAAACCAUUGAUGAGUCCUUCCUUUCAAUGGAAGUUGCAGUUCGCAAGGGCGAUUGCGCAAGUGAAUCUACGCUAAACAGUUCCGCGGAACGUCAUACACUAUCGAAAAGUAAGGAAUAUACCGUAGAGGAUGCUGGCUAUGAAAUUCGAAUCUUUUUAACUAAGAAACGGAAGAAGGGCAAGGCCGCUAAAGUUACCUCCUGACCAUUUACUGUUUUUAAUUCGUUGUUGCCUUUUAGCGUUGUUAGAGUUUCUGAAUAAAAAAGUUGAUUUGA